AAUUACAUUUGAGAUACUUCGACCCUCAUGGAUAUAUUGACUACUUAUCCUCUUCCUUUUGAUUUGAGUUGUUUCAAUAACUUGAUUUGGCACAGGAGUUGUUCUUUGAGAGCUUGGGCUUCUUUUGCAGACCUUUCUGAGUAGCUUUAUACCAUCACCAAUAAGUCAGAUAAAGGUUAUAAUUCCAACGAUAAUGCUAUUGGAAAGCAUUGUAUAGAGAGUUGCUGUAAUAACAGAAUCACUCCAAUCUUCUUCUACAAGAAUAAGUAGUCCUCAAAGAUAUCCAGUGAAGUACAGCUCAUUAAGAACUUCUAUUAGAUUUGCUCUAGAGAGUCAAUAUGGCCUAAUAGCACUCAAGAAAGCUAAAUAUACCACUUGAAUACCCAGGAUUAUUCCUAUCAGAACAAAAUAGGAUCUGUCUUGCAAAAAGGCUAGUAUCAAUGCAAAAAGUAUUCUUCUGGUAACCCAUGCCGAUGGGAAGAAGCUUCUCAGUCUGGUGAUUUUCAAACCUGUGUAGAGCUCAUCUACCUUGCUAGUUUGCUUUUCCUCGUCAUUCUGAUCCAUAUUUCCUUUCUUUAUUGCAUGUAACCAUCAAAAGAGCAAGAAGAAGCAUCAGCAGACUACAAAUAUUCCUGAAAUUAUUAAGGAAGUUCUUUUGUUCCAAUCAUCAAUUCCAAAUCUGUACAGUUCAAAACAUGAUAUCAAUGCCAGCAUCAGGUAGCUUUCAAUAAUCACUCUGAUGUAGAAAUUACCCUCACUCAUAAACCUUCUCCACCCACCUACACUUUCCUUCACUCCCUCCACACAGCCCCCAACAGAGCCACCCUCAAAAAUUCAAAACAGUCACCACCCCCAAAACCACUAAAACUCCAAAAUGAUUCCUAAAGGCACUGGCAGAGUCAUAGCCUAGAGUCUGAAGUCUGCUGUCUGGCUCGCCUACUUCAAACCACUCUUCAGCUGUGUUAAGGAUUUGGAGGUUCAAGGAUUUGGCUUGGAAGAAAGAGAAACCAGAAGAAGUCAAGUAUUCGACAACCUCACUUGGUACAUAAGCCUUCAUGAAAAUGAGCAGCGUGAGAAUCUGGAGAUGAUUGAUGAUCACCCACACAAGCACUGGAGAGUUCACUGAGACUGCAGAAGAAAUAGCUACCAAGGCUACAGAAGUAGCCUGUAUCGUAGUAGCAGCAGUAGCAACUGCUUGGGCUUCAUUUAGAUCAACCUCUGUGCAUGCAUCUCCUUCAUAGUAUAUUUUGCAUUCUUCUCACUUGGAAGUGUCAGUGGCAGAGCAUUUCUUACAGUUCUGAACAUUUCAUUUUUGAAUUGAAAAAUAGAGGAAUUUCUUCUGAGACGUUGUCAUACCAGAGGCAAGAGUGUCAAUUGCAACAGAAUAGUUUGCAUCAUCACUAGCUGGAGAGUUAAAAGUGAUGGUGCUGGCUGAGGAAUCAAAGGUGAUCCAGCUUGGAUAGGGAUAAGGAGAGUUGUUUACCAUGUUAUUUGAGAUAACAGAACUUGAAUCUCAAGCUCUCUAUUCUCGGUCAAAGUAAACAUUUC
This is a messenger RNA of Moneuplotes crassus, 1548 nucleotides long. Lineage: Eukaryota; Ciliophora; Spirotrichea; Euplotida; Euplotidae. The record is from the annotation of a GenBank genome assembly.